UUGAAGCGCAGACACCGGCGUUGUAUCCACUGGGCGAUGGAAAUUACUGGAGCUUUACUGAUCAUCGUUGGUUCCAUUGAAGUGAUCAAGUACAAACAGCAACAUUUUACUUCUCUCCAUGGAAUUCUAGGUGUAUGCGCUUUUAUAGCAACACUGAUAACUUUACUCAACGGGGCGAUGACGUCACUUAUUACCAAAUUUCCCAGCUAUGGGAUCACAGCUAUCAGCCUGACAACUGCCAGCAAAUGCUUACACGGUAUCACUGGAAUUGGUACCUUAUUUCUUGCCGCCGCGAGUCUACAUUACGGCUACAAUAAAGGAUCUUUCAGAAGAUGGAUUGACAACGAACAUUUCAUCAUUGUUCUUAAAGUCUUCACCUGGAUUUUUACCAUUUUCGUUGGUUUUGAGUUUUGGAUAGUAUUGGUCAAAAGGAUCAAGUGUAAAAAUACUAAGCCGAUGGGUUAAGUCUUUGGAUAGCGCGCCGGGUAGAUAUGAUCCGA
Molecule: messenger RNA, 500 nt
Organism: Leguminivora glycinivorella
Lineage: Eukaryota; Metazoa; Arthropoda; Insecta; Lepidoptera; Tortricidae
Exons: 2
Coding region: 37-465 (142 amino acids)
Source: RefSeq, a predicted model, not a curated record